GAGCGUGGUGGUUUAGCUGGAAAUGCCGGAGAUGGGUGGCAGAGGCCGGCCGAGAAAGAAAGAUGCGCCGCCUAAGGGUGGUGCUGCAACAAAAACAGAUCUAAAAGAUGAUAAUGGGGAGCAAAAUAGCAUCCAAGUUGGGGAAACCAACAAAGAGCAAAUUGAAGCCGUGAAGCCUGAUGCUUGCGAUCCAAACCAGAUGGGUCUCGAAAUUGAGGAAUCAGGGCGUUUGAGUCCAGAUCUAGGGGAGAAAGAAGGGGACGCUGAAGGAAUUUUGCUAGAUCUAGCAGUUUCGAUGCAAGGCCAGAGGAAAAGCAGAUGCGAUGCAGGUCCCAGGGAUGGAAGAGCAGAUAAAGGGAAGAGCACAGCCGGCCCCGUGGAAGGGAAAGUAGUGAUGGGGAAGAAGGGAGUGCGCUCGGAGACUCAGCCUUCUGUCAUCCAGAUGAAGCAACCUUCUGGGGAAAGGGCCGCUGGUUUUACAUCCGGUACGGUGAUGUCUCCUAGUGCUCGGUGGAGUGACUUGAUUGAGAAGGAGAAAGGGGAAUUUCAUCCAUCCCUAAAGCAGAAGCCACUGCGUAGCUGGGCUUCGGUUGUGGAAGGGAAUAGGGAUAUUAGUAAAGGAUGGGAUUUGCAAUUUAUGAAACCUCAAGAUCCAACAGGUGCUGUGGUUAUUACUGAGGAUGAGUGGGUUAAAGGGUCAAAGAUUUGGGAGAAUGCUCUCGUUGGGUAUGUUCUGGGAUCUAAACCUGAUUUUAAGGAUGUUGCUAAUUUUGUGAAUAACAGGUGGAGGGAAUUCCAGGUGCCUAAGGCGUUUAUGUUGCGAAAUGGAGUUUUCUUGUUUGAUUUUGGUAAUGCAGAUGCAAAACAGGCGGUGCUAGAGAGGCGAUGGACAUUUAAAGGGCACCCUUUGAUUUUGAAACAGUGGACUCCAUAUUUUGAUCCUAACAAUUUGGAAAUUAGUAAGAUUCCUGUCUGGAUCCAAUUUCCUAAACUCCAUUUGAGCCUUUGGAACCCCGAGAGCUUAGGAAAGCUAGCAAGCUAUGUGGGAGUUCCUAUUGCAACUGAUGCAUUAACAGCUAAAAGGCAAAGAGUGGCUUAUGCUCGUAUGCUAGUAGAGAUGGAAAUCAUGGACACUUUGCCCCGUGUAGUUCCUAUUAUUGGUCCUAAGGGUGUGUCCCAGCAGCCUGUGGUCUUUGAAUGGGAGCCUGUUAGAUGUGGUAAAUGUAGAAACCUGGGGCAUGAAGAGAGAAACUGUACUGCUAAGGAAAAAAAAGUGCAAACUGCUACUAAUUCAGCAAAUGUGAAGCAGAGUACACUUUCACAUCCUUCUGGAAAGCUGAUAGGGGAAAGCAAUGAGCAAAGUCCAGUGCUACUGGAAGUGGGAGCUAUGAAGUCAGUGAAUCUACAGAAUGAGACUAGUAUUGGCACAGGGGAUAAAGAGAUGAUGCAAAAGGCAGCAGGGGGAGAAUCUUCUGUAAAUUUGAGGGUGACUGAAGUAAUACAAACAGACCAAUUGCUACAUGCUGAAGUAUGCUCUGCAGUUGGGGACGUUAAAUUUUUGUGCACAAUUGUCUAUGCUUUUAAUACUUUUGAUGGUAGAGUAGCAUUAUGGGAUCAAGUUAGAGCUCUAGACGUUGAAAAUGUGCCAUGGAUAAUUUCUGGAGAUUUUAAUACAACUCUAAAUUAUGGUGAAAGGGUGAAGCCUAGUGGAGUUGUUUGGGGAGAUACCUCAAAGCUCAAGGAUUUUGUCAAUAGAAUGGAGGUUUUUGAUUUGCAAUUUUCGGGUGCUUUCUUCACUUGGAGUAAUAAGCAAGGGGAAAAUGACAGGGUAAUGGCUAAUUCAACAUGGGUUAGUGCAUUCCCAAAUACUUCUGUUGUCUUUCUAAAUCCACAAUCCCCAGAUCACUCACCCUCAUUAGUGACUGUGGAUGUAUUGAUGAACGAGAAACCAAGGCCAUUUAGAUUCUGCAAUGCUUUGUCUAAGGAUGAAAACUUCCUUGAUCUGGUUAGGGAAGCUUGGAGGGUGGAUAUUCAGGGAUGCCCUAUGUUUGUUGUAGUGCAGAAAUUGAAAUUGGUAAAACAGAAGAUGAAGCAGUUGCAUAAAAAUAGAUAUGGAAACUUGGAGGGAAGAAUAAAAGAUAUGGCAGCAGAGCUACAAAAUGUUCAAGCUUCCAUGCAGAAUGCUUUAUUUGAUGAGACUUUGGUUGCAAAUGAAAAGGAACUUCAACAUGAAUUAACUAAGCUUGAGAGAGCCAAUCUGUCCGUAAUUGCCCAACGAGCAAAAGUAACUUGGCUAAAGGAGAUGGACUCUAAUUCUGCUUAUUUUCAUGCUAAAGUAAAGGAGAGGCAGCAUAGAAGUGUUAUUAACUCCAUCUUGAAUAGUGAAGGAGUUAGAGUGACUCAGCCUGAACUUAUAGAACAAGAGUUUUUAAUGUUCUAUCAAAACUUGUUUGGAAAGGCAAAAGAAGGUGUUCAAGCAGUUGAUAUGAAUGUUAUCCGCAGGGGCAGAGUGUUAACUACAGAAGAGUCAGAAGAGUUGUGCAGGCCAUUUACUAUUAAGGAAGUGGAGAGUGCCUUAUUUUCAAUUCCUUCUAACAAGUCACCGGGGCCUGAUGGAUUCACCUCAGGGUUCUAUAGAGCAACUUGGUCAAUAAUUAAAAAUGAUGUCACGGCUGCUGUGUUGGAUUUCUUUGACAGUGGGAAAAUCCUCAAGCAAAUUAAUGCCACCAAUAUUACUAUUGUUCCAAAGGUGAGUUGCCCAAAUGUUGUCAGUGAUUAUAGGCCAAUAGCUUGUUGUAAUGUCAUCUACAAGGUGAUAUCAAAGCUUUUAACCCAGAGGAUUAAUGAAGUGCUGAGCAUGCUGGUUAGCAAUAAUCAAACUGCAUUUGUGAAGGGCAGAUCUAUAACGACAAAUUUAUUGAUUUGCCAAGAUCUAGUGAGGAACUAUCAUAGAAGCAAGGGGCCAGCUAGAUGCUUAAUGAAAAUUGAUCUACAAAAAGCAUAUAAUUCAGUGGAUUGGGGUUAUGUUAAGGCAAUGUUAAGAGGGCUGAACUUCCCUGAUAGAUUUAUUAACUGGCUUAUGCUUUGUGUUUCUACUACCAAAUUUUCUGUAUUGAUAAAUGGACAGCCAAAGGGUUAUUUUCAGGGGCGACGAGGGCUUCGACAAGGUGACCCAAUCUCACCUUAUCUAUUUGUGCUAGUGAUGGAAUAUCUCACAAGGAAAUUGAAGGAGUUAGAUAUGCAGGAGAAGUUUAAAUAUCAUAGUAAGUGUCAAGUGAUGCAACUUACGCACUUGAUCUUUGCAGAUGACAUUAUGCUUUUUUGUAAGGCUGAUGAGGAGUCCAUUGUUUUGAUGAUGCAAAAGUUUGAGGAGUUUGCCUGAGUCUCUAGGUAGAGUUCAACUAGUUAACUCUGUUUUAUUCCACAUUCAAGUUUUUGGAGUGGUGCUUUAUUGAUUCCUAAGAAAGUGUUAAAGCUAAUUGAUGCUGCUUGUAGAAAUUUCAUUUGGUGUGGUAAAUGGAAUUAUAAUGCAAUGUCUCUUGUAGCAUGGGAUGAUGUAUGUGUGCCAAGGAAAGAAGGGGGACUAGGGGUGAAGCAAUUGCUGCAUUGGAAUAAGGCAGCAUUAGGCAA
Molecule: messenger RNA, 3630 nt
Organism: Rubroshorea leprosula
Lineage: Eukaryota; Viridiplantae; Streptophyta; Magnoliopsida; Malvales; Dipterocarpaceae
Source: the annotation of a GenBank genome assembly